Molecule: messenger RNA, 1684 nt
Organism: Neomonachus schauinslandi (Hawaiian monk seal)
Lineage: Eukaryota; Metazoa; Chordata; Mammalia; Carnivora; Phocidae
Gene: ASB7
Product: ankyrin repeat and SOCS box containing 7
Exons: 6
Coding region: 520-1476 (318 amino acids)
Biological process (GO): intracellular signal transduction
Molecular function (GO): protein binding
Source: RefSeq, a predicted model, not a curated record
CUCAGACCCGGGCUGCCCCCCCACUCGAGCCGGGACUUCCUCCCUGCACCCCUACCCCGAGGCUGCCCGGCGGUCAGGACCGUCGCCCCAGUUCUGCUCGACUGUCCGGAUGCUCGCUGGGCUGGGGCCGUGAGGCACCGAGAAGGAUCAGGAACACCCGUGUCCGGCCCUGCCUGGAGUGUUUGUUCAAUGGAGAAGUUGGUGAGUGUGGAGAAGGCUGAAAGGAGGAAGAGAAGCAGCAGCUGAGGAGACAGGUUUGAGCUGGCUAGAGGAGACGAGAGAGCAGGGAGGGGUCAAGCCACCCACCAGAGAAGCAGCAGAGAGCCUCUGACCAGCAUCCUCUAUAAAGGUUAAAGCUCAUUCACGCUGCAAGCUGGACACACUCUGAGCCUCCUCCUCACGAUGCUGUAUGUGCACAAUGGUUAUUAGGCAAUCCACAUAUCAGGAAAAGGGACAUUCUUCCAUAAGGCUGUUCCCUGUGACCUAAUGAAUCCUUUGUAAAAAGCGGACUCAGCUAGGAUGUUACACCACCAUUGUCGAAGGAACCCUGAACUCCAGGAAGAAUUGCAGAUUCAGGCUGCAGUGGCUGCUGGGGAUGUUCACACAGUACGGAAGAUGCUAGAACAAGGCUAUUCUCCCAAUGGCCGGGAUGCUAAUGGCUGGACCCUGCUUCAUUUCUCUGCAGCAAGAGGGAAGGAAAGAUGUGUUCGAGUAUUUCUAGAACAUGGAGCCGAUCCAACAGUUAAGGACUUGAUCGGAGGCUUCACUGCUCUUCAUUAUGCAGCCAUGCACGGCCGGGCCCGGAUUGCACGCCUGAUGUUAGAAUCUGAAUACAGGAGCGACAUUAUUAAUGCCAAAAGCAAUGAUGGCUGGACUCCCCUCCAUGUGGCUGCUCACUAUGGUAGGGACUCAUUUGUCCGACUCCUACUGGAGUUCAAGGCUGAGGUCGACCCACUCAGCGAUAAAGGCACCACCCCCCUUCAGCUCGCCAUCAUCCGAGAGAGGUCAAGCUGCGUGAAGAUCCUCCUGGACCACAAUGCCAACAUCGACAUCCAGAACGGUUUUCUGUUGCGAUACGCUGUGAUCAAAAGCAAUCACUCUUAUUGCCGAAUGUUCCUUCAGAGAGGAGCAGACACAAACUUGGGUCGCUUAGAAGAUGGACAGACUCCUUUGCAUUUGUCUGCCCUUAGGGAUGAUGUGCUUUGUGCACGGAUGUUAUAUAACUAUGGAGCGGACACAAACACAAGGAACUAUGAAGGACAGACCCCAUUGGCUGUUUCAAUAAGUAUUUCUGGAAGUAGUCGACCGUGUUUGGAUUUCUUACAAGAAGUCACAAGACAGCCCAGAAACUUGCAGGACCUGUGCCGAAUUAAAAUUCGACAAUGUAUAGGCCUUCAAAACCUAAAGCUACUUGAUGAACUACCAAUUGCCAAGGUCAUGAAAGACUACUUAAAACACAAAUUCGAUGAUAUCUGAUGUACACAGAACUGUGAGCAAGAUUAGGAGUUAUAUUCCAGAUACUUAAAAGGCUUUUUGCCUUGCACAAAGUAUAUCCUAUGCAAUUUCUGAUUUGCUGUGAAGUCAGAAAGCAGGUAUACACUUUUAGGUUUUUUGAUUGUUUGUUUGUUUGGUUUUCAUGGUAGGGGAGGGAUUUUUUUAUAUAUAUAAACACACACACACACAC